CCCAGCCAAGCUUGUUAGCUUAACCUCACAACUUCUUACAGCGCUUUUGGAAAAUCACUUCCUCAAAGCUUAGCUAGCUAGUGCCCACUUUUUUUCUGGCAUGUUGAAAAGCUGAUGAUGGCUGAAGGCAAGAAGCAGAAGCAGCAGCAAUCAAGCCACUGCCUCUACGUCACAAAGUUCUUUCAGAAAAGCACUUCCUCAGAGCUGUCACACAAAUUUCCUUUAAGCCCAGAUAAAGAACCAGUUGAUAGAAAACGUGAUGUCGCAAAGAAACCUGGUGGUUGGAAGGCCAUGCCUUUCAUCUUAGGAAAUGAUACGUUCGAAAGGUUGGCUGCUAUUGGUUUGUUGGCAAACUUUAUGGUGUACUUGACGAGGAUGCUACACCUGGACCAGGUUUCCGCUUCCAACAUUAUCAACGUCUGGUCUGGUUUGACCAACUUCGCUCCUCUCCUUGGCGCCUUCAUCUCCGACGCCUACGUCGGCCGCUUUCGGACUAUUGUUUUUGCGUCCAUUUCCUCUCUCAUGGGCAUGGCGACAGUUACUUUAACAGCGUGGCUUCCGCAGCUGCAUCCUCCGCCAUGCAGCCUUCAACAGCAAGCACUGAGUCAGUGCACCGGUCCAACCCGAGCUCAACUCGGUCUGCUGCUAUCGGGUCUAGGGUUUCUAUCCAUAGGCACAGCUGGCAUCAGGCCAUGCAGCAUCCCAUUUGGCGUUGACCAGUUUGACCCAACCACAGAAGAAGGAAAGAAAGGAGUGAAUAGCUUUUUCAACUGGUACUAUGCCACGUUCACAGUGGUCUUACUCCUCUCCCAAACCGUAGUGGUUUACAUCCAAGACAAAGUCAGCUGGAGUUUAGGGUUUGGGAUCCCAACUGUGCUCAUGGCUUGCUCGAUCCUGCUUCUGUUUAUCGGGUCUAGGGUUUACGUGCAUGCAAAGCCACAGGGCAGUAUGUUCUCUGGGAUUGCACAAGUACUUGUUGCUGCUCAUAAGAAACGCCACAUUGAGCUUGCGGAAGAAGCAGAAAUUAUAGAUGUUGACAAAUUCUAUCAUCCUCCAAUAUUCAAGGGGUAUUACGCAUCUACGCUCCCACUCACCAACCAGCUCAGGUUCUUGAACAAGGCUGCUGUAAUAUUGGAUAACGAUUUGAAGCCUGAUGGUUCUCCGGUCGAUAACUGGAGGCUGUGCAGCGUGCAACAAGUGGAAGAACUUAAAUGCGUAUUAAAAACAAUCCCGAUAUGGGCAUCGGCCAUAGUUAGCCUGACCGCCAUGACACAGCAGGGUACCUUUACUGUGUCCCAAGCCCUAAAAAUGGACCGUCAUCUCGGCGCUAACUUCGAAGUCCCAGCUGGGUCCAUCAGCGUCAUCUCCUUUCUCACCAUUGGCCUCUGGCUUCCAAUCUACGACCGGAUUCUAGUCCCAUCCCUCAGAAAAAUCACAAAGCGCGAAGGUGGGGUUACAGUCCUGCAAAGAUGUGGAAUCGGGAUCAUAUUCUCCGUCCUGUCGAUGACAGUGGCCGGAGUAAUUGAAAAGGAGAGAAGGAACUUUGCCAAUUUGCACCCUGCCGCACACGUGUCAUUCCUCUGGCUGGCCCCACAACUUAUACUGAUGGGGCUCUGUGAGGCGUUCAAUAUGAUAGGUCUGCUGGAGUUUUUCAACCGGGAGUUCCCCGACCACAUGCGCAGUAUUGGAAAUGCCCUCGUGUCUUGCUCCUUUGCUGGUUCGAGCUACUUGAGCAGUUUGGUGGUCAAUGUGGUGCACCAUGUUAGUGGGACAGAGAAGCACCCGGAUUGGUUGACCAAUGACAUCAAUGCGGGGAGAUUGGACUACUUCUACUUCCUAUUGGCUGGGAUUGGGGUUCUGAAUUUUCCCUACUUUCUAUAUUGUGCACAACGGUAUCAUUACAAAGCCACAAAUGUGUACGUAGAUGAGGAGAAGCCGUAUGAUAGUGAUCAUGUGUAGUUAGGUUCAACCAAUCAUUAUAUAUGGCUAUGUAUGUGUGCAAAUAAAACUCAAUCAAAUCGAAUCAAACUGCUUUGAUCAGAAUUAGAUAUAUACCAGGAAGAUGUAGUGUAAUUUUUCACAUUAUGUGAGUUGUAACAUGGUAUGGCUUUAGUAUAUUCAUAACGAAAAUUAAUGAUAAGGGUUUAAAACUUUGGAUUUUAA
Molecule: messenger RNA, 2163 nt
Organism: Malus domestica (apple)
Lineage: Eukaryota; Viridiplantae; Streptophyta; Magnoliopsida; Rosales; Rosaceae
Product: protein NRT1/ PTR FAMILY 2.13-like
Biological process (GO): transmembrane transport
Cellular component (GO): plasma membrane
Molecular function (GO): transmembrane transporter activity
Source: RefSeq, a predicted model, not a curated record